Messenger RNA from Papaver somniferum (opium poppy), 1880 nucleotides. RefSeq lists its product as uncharacterized. Gene Ontology annotation, molecular function: protein binding. Gene Ontology annotation, biological process: RNA processing. The coding region runs from base 80 to 1621 and encodes 513 amino acids. NCBI's taxonomy places the organism in Eukaryota, Viridiplantae, Streptophyta, Magnoliopsida, Ranunculales, Papaveraceae. The record is from RefSeq and is a predicted model, not a curated record. The transcript is spliced from 5 exons.
AGAUAAUAGUACUAUGACUAUAAAUAUUAGUACUGAAAUCCCAGUAUCUACUAACUUAAACAAUUAACCUUUAAAAGAGAUGAUGCUUAGAAGUUCAUCAACACCAGUUCUUGGAUCUCUCCUCUCUUCAUCUUCUUAUUCAUCAGAAAGUCCCAAUCAUGAAAACAACAACAAAAACAACUCUGAAUUAAAUAAAAUCUCAUUCUCUCAUGGAGGUACUAACUUUAACUCAUUUUCUUGCAGUAUUUCAUCACCAUUAAGUCGUUAUAAUAGUGGGUUUUCUGAUUCAUCAGAUAGAGAAGCUAGCAGUACUAAUAAAAGUUUUAGAAGAGCUCAAUCUGAUGGGAAUUUAGGAGAACUUGCUGCUGCUGCAUCUGGUGGUGGUGAUACUGAUAUUCAAGAGUUUAAUCGUUUUCUGUCAAACCCUUCUUCCCCUUUUAAAUCCGCAAAAAGAAGUUCAAUGUUGCAGUCAAUUCCUUCACUCUCUGAUUUUAAUUGGAGAAGAGGGUCUGAAGAAGAUGAUUAUGUAGAAGAUGAGAUUAAAAAUGAUGGGUUUUUACCGAGGUCUGUAACAAUAGGAGAAAAUAUUAUGUCUAUUGGAAGUGCUGAAUUCACUUAUGGUGAGAAAAUGGGUCUCAUUGAAGAGAAGGAAGAAGACAAGUUUAAUGAAUUUCAGUACUUGGGUCAAGAAAAUCAUAUGAACCCAUCAUUGUUUCUUGCAAAAGGGCUUGGAAUUGAUGUUAAUGGCGGUGGUGGUGGUGGCGGCGGCGGUGGUUUUGAUUUUGCAAAGUUUGGAGAAGGUGGUGUUCAGAAUGAAGAAGAAAUUGGAGAGUAUUAUAAGAAGAUGGUGGAGGAGAAUCCUUCUAGUGCAUUGUUUCUAAGAAAUUACGCUCAAUUUCUUCAUAAGUCCAAGGGAGAUCUUUGGGGAGCUGAUGAAUACUACUCUCGAGCAAUACUAGCAGAUCCUCGAGAUGGCGAAAUCUUAUUGCGAUAUGCUAGGUUGGUUUGGGAGCUUCAUCAUGAUUAUGCAAGAGCUUGUAGCUACUUUGAACGUGCAGUUCAAGCUGCUCCUGAGGAUAGUCAUGUUCAUGCGGCUUAUGCAAGAUUCCUUUGGGAAUUUGGGGAUAGUGAUGAAGAAGAAGGAAGUAGCAUUUCACACAAUCUCAUUGGGAUUGCAAAUUUCCAGGGUGGAGAAGGCGGUGUUGUGAAUGAAGAAGAAAUUGGAGAGUAUUAUCAGAAGAUGGUCGGAGAAAAUCCUUGUAAUUCAUUGUUUCUAAGAAAUUAUGCUCAAUUUCUUUAUAAGUCCAAGGGAGAUCUAAGGGAAGCUGAUGAAUACUACUCCCGAGCAAUACUAAUAGAUCCUCGAGACGGUGAAAUCUUAUCGCAGUAUGCUAAAUUGGUUUGGGAGCUCCAUCAUGAUGACACAAGAGCUUGUAGCUACUUUGAACGUGCAGUUCAAGCUGCUCCUGAGGAUAGUCAUGUCCAUGCUGCAUAUGCAAGUUUCCUUUGGGAAGCAGAGGACUGUGAAGAAGAAGAAAAAGACCUUCAAAGUACCUUACCAAACAAUCUAGCAGGGGUAGCAAAUUUCCAGGGAGGUGCUCUGGCCUUGGCAACUGCUUGAUUCUAGUUAACUACAACAUUAGAUGCUCCCCCUGAUGUCAGACAAUAUUCAUUAGUCUCAUGCAGUCAAAAAGAGUUUAUCACACUUUACUUUGGUAACUUGAAAGCCUAUAAGACCAUGCAUGUUGUUGAUUCAGGAAGUUACGUUGCUUAACAGACUAUCGCGUUUCAUUUGUUUGAUUCAGAUAUUUUCACUAAUAUCAAUGCGAUCUUUAAGUCUUCAACGUUCAACAUACUUGAUGUUUUUAGUGUUAUCUCGU